UUUGAGAAGGUGAAGAAUGGUGGAAACAAGAUUCCUUCUGCUUUUCUGCCUGUGAAUCAGCAAAAAGGAGGAAGAGGAAGAAGAGCUGGUUGUGAGCAGUCCUUCCUGCUGUGCGUGGCAGCUCUGGAUGGUGCCAGCGCUCGGUGACGGCGUCACUGCCUGCGAGAAGGGGGGGCUGGCAGCCACCAGGCACUGGGACGUUCUGUGAUAGCCAGAGUGCCUGGUUAUCUCCAGACCUGAAAGCCACAUGUGAGCUUGGCAGAACUUCUCCAUCAAGUCCUGUAGGAGCUGCUUGCUUGUUUAGUUCCGAAGGUCGUGUUGAUCAUGGACAGUGAAGAAAUCCCUACUUUUUCGAGUCCAAAGGAGGAAACUGCAUAUUGGAAAGAGCUUUCCUUGAAGUACAAGCAAAGCUUCCAGGAGGCCCGUGAGGAGCUGGCUGAGUUCCAGGAGGGGAGCAGGGAGUUGGAGGCUGAGUUGGAGGCACAGCUAGUGCAGGCUGAGCAGAGGAACAGAGAUUUGCAAGCAGAUAACCAAAGACUGAAAUAUGAAGUGGAAACAUUAAAGGAGAAACUGGAGCACCAGUACGCCCAGAGUUACAAGCAGGUGUCGUUGUUGGAGGAUGACCUGAGCCAGACAAGGGCCAUCAAAGAUCAGCUGCACAAAUAUGUGAGGGAGCUGGAGCAGGCCAACGAUGACCUGGAACGUGCCAAGAGGGCAACAAUAGUUUCAUUGGAAGACUUUGAACAAAGGCUGAACCAAGCUAUUGAGAGAAAUGCAUUUUUAGAAAGUGAACUGGAUGACAAGGAGUCGUUGCUGGUCUCUGUACAGAGAUUAAAGGAUGAAGCAAGAGACCUCCGGCAGGAGCUGGCUGUGAGGGAAAGGCAGCAGGAGGUGACCCGAAAAUCAGCGCCCAGCUCCCCCACGCUGGACUGUGAGAAGAUGGAUUCAGCUGUCCAGGCCUCUCUCUCCUUGCCAGCCACACCCGUUGGAAAAGGAUCAGAAAAUAGUUUUCCUUCCCCAAAAGCUAUACCAAAUGGGUUUGGUACCAGCCCACUCACUCCUUCAGCUCGAAUAUCUGCACUCAACAUUGUGGGAGAUCUGCUACGCAAAGUGGGGGCCUUAGAAUCCAAAUUAGCUGCUUGCAGGAACUUUGCAAAGGACCAGGCAUCACGGAAAUCCUACAUUUCAGGGACCGUGGGCAGCGCCGUGAUGAGCAGCAGCGGCACAAAGUACCCACACCCCGGGCACACGUCCUUCUUCGACAAGGGGGCAGUGAACGGCUUUGACCAAGGGCCCCCCGGCCUGGGGGGCUCCCGACCCUCCUCGGCGCCGGGAAUGCUCCCCCUGAGCGUAUGAGCCCCCGGGCUCGGACUUGGAUGCUUUUCUCAGCCCACCUCGAGAAGAACUGCUCCCGAUCCCUCCCCAUUCCCACCCCGCUGGAACGUGACCCCGAGAGGAGACCCCGAGCCCAGGCCCUCCAUGUCCUGUCAAUACAGUUUGUUUUCUGCUCUCGCUCUAGUGGACCUUCUCUGCCCCGGCCCCACGAGCUGCCACCCUGCUGUGCUGGGGACACUGAAUCCUGCUGUGCUGGGGGACACCAGGUCCUGUUCUGUGCUGGGGGACACUGUAUCCUGCUGUGCUGGGGGACACUGAGUCCUGUUCUGUGCUGGGGGACACCAAGUCCUGCUGUGUUGGGGGACACCAGGUCCUGUUCUGCCUGGGGGACACCGAGUCCUUCUCAGUCUGGGGGACAGGCCCAGCCUGGCCCCCUUGGCUUUCCCUCUCCUCUCACUUAGGUCUGACAGAGCCUUGGCCACUCUGUCACAGGCUCCCCUGUCCCUGUCCCCUCCCAGUGCCCGGGGAGGCAGAAGUGGCCCUGGGGCUGUUUGCACUUGGCAGCCAGCCCCAGGUCCUGUCUCAGGGGCAGCUGCAGCCGGGGCAGUCAGAGCAGGGCUGGAUCAGCAGCUCCAGCCCGGCCAGGCCGGGCCCAUCCCUGCUGGACAGCUGGACACACACCCAGAGCCCGGCUCUGUGCCCAUCCUGCCCCGAUGGGCCUGGCAUGGCUGAGCUCUUCUCCCUGGGCUCCUGCCCUGCUGGGCAGUGCUGUGGCCAGGGCUGUGCCCUCGGGUGUCCCCAUGGCUGCCCCACAGCUCCCUGGCCCUGCUGGCCUCCGUCCCUCACCCCACACACGGUAACCCCAUGGGAGCUUUAGGAAGCUGCUGCUCCCCCUGGCCCAGGAGCCCCCUGCCCAUCUCGCCCUGUGCUGUAGGACGGGGCUGUGCAGCCUCUCCUGAGGGCUGCUCUGACAGUUUGGGGCGGCUGCACCUUGUGGGUCUUUCAAGCAGCACAUCUGUGUGGUUUCUCUGUCCGUGUGCCUCAGAGCCGGUGGAUUUUUAGGCUGAACCAGCCCAUGGAGCCAGGGUUGGAGCUGAGGGUUCAGCAGUCGUCCGGCAGGGGCUCUGCAGCUCCCAGGUGGUUGAGUUACAAAUGCUGAGGAAAAAACCCCACUGGCCCAGCAGUGGAGGUGGGAUUGUCCCUUUGCCAUUAGGGUUUGUAUGGUCCUUCCUUCCUGUGCAUCCUCUGCUGCAUUUGACUGUUUACAUUUGUUUUAUUGUACAUAGAUUUGUAAACAUAAUACCUUUGCCUGAGGUCUUUGUACAUAACUUGGGCUUUGUAGCUUUAUUUAUUCAGCCUCUCUCUGGCAUGUUCCGUAGGAUGUACCGUUCCACCCUGGUGCCACUGACACGAUGUGGUUUCAAAAGAAUGAAAACAAAUGAGAGUAAUCUUCCAAAAAUAAAGUUCUUUUAAUGUGGAAUCAGUGGAUUUUGCAGAA
Molecule: messenger RNA, 2833 nt
Organism: Taeniopygia guttata (zebra finch)
Lineage: Eukaryota; Metazoa; Chordata; Aves; Passeriformes; Estrildidae
Gene: NDEL1
Product: nudE neurodevelopment protein 1 like 1
Biological process (GO): chromosome segregation; mitotic centrosome separation; vesicle transport along microtubule
Cellular component (GO): centrosome; kinetochore; kinesin complex
Molecular function (GO): microtubule binding
Source: RefSeq, a predicted model, not a curated record